Messenger RNA from Xiphias gladius (swordfish), 588 nucleotides. Its product is annotated as transmembrane protein 233-like. Lineage: Eukaryota; Metazoa; Chordata; Actinopteri; Istiophoriformes; Xiphiidae. The transcript has 3 exons. Gene Ontology annotation, cellular component: membrane. Bases 1 to 588 code for a protein of 195 amino acids. The record is from RefSeq and is a predicted model, not a curated record.
AUGGCUCUCGGAGUCCUAAAUCCACAAGUGAAAGGUUCCCUGAGUGGGAGUGCAUUUUUUGACCAUGGUUCUAUAGAGGAUCAGGAACCUCCACCUCCACUCCGUAGCUACCUAUGUCUGACUAUUUUCACCUGCUUUUGUCCUGCAUACCCCGUCAACAUCGUGGCCCUGGUCUACUCUAUCAUGUCUAGAAAAAGUUAUUAUAAUGGUGACUACGAUGGGUCCAGGCGGCUGGGCGGGAACGCUCUCUACGUUGCUAUCGCCUCCAUCAUCAUCGGCCUUCUCAUCAUCGCCAUCACCUGCAUUGUUCAUUUUACCACAGUAAGGCUUCCUUUUGCAGGGACGCCCUGCUCUGCGCUCACUCACACAACCACUGUGCCACACUACAACCACAGUCUGAUCUUCAGGUCAAGGGCCGUUUUGUGUAACCCUCCCUCCAGCUCUAAAGAUGGAAUUUUAGCACCGUGGUUGUGGAGAGAGGGGGAGAAGAGAAAUAAGGCACUUGACAGAAAACUGCAAGAGGACAUGCUGAACCUCUGUGGAUCUCUGGACGGAGUCAGGUGGGCGGUUCAUACCAUCCGCCAAUGA